AUGAAGAACCAAACAUUGGUCAGUGAGAUUGUUCUCUUGGGAUUUCAGAAUCUCCAUAACUUCAAGAUUCCUCUGUUCUCUCUGUUCCUUCUGAUUUACAUUAUGAUAAUUUGUGAGAAUGUUCUCAUCAUAGUGUUGGUGUCAUCCAGCCGGAACCUCCAGUCCCCCAUGUACUUCUUUCUCCAGCAAUUGUCUGUAUGUGACUUUCUAGAGUCAACAAUUAUUGUCCCCAUCCUGCUCCAAACUGUAAAAAAUGAAGGAGCCACAAUGUACUUUGUUGACUGUCUGGUCCAAUUUUAUUUUUUUUCUCUGACAGAAGCCUUUGAGUGUUUUCUUCUAGUAGUAAUGUCCUAUGACAGAUAUGUGGCCAUCUGCAUCCCACUGCAUUACACUUCUAUAAUGUCCCACAGGGUUUGUGUUACAUUAAUAUUUGUUUCAUGGUUGCUUAGUCUCAUUGGAGUACUCAUUAUUGCCAAAAUUAUGGCUAUUAAUAUUAUACUGAUCACUAUAUCCUAUAUCUGUAUUGCCCAUGCAAUCCUAAAGAUAGUGUCCAAUACUGGGAGACAAAAAGCCUUCUCCACCUGCAGCUCCCACUUGGCUGUGGUCUCCAUAUUUUAUGGGGCACUAAUUGCUAUUUAUGUGGUCCCCCCCAGAAAAGAAUUGCAGACCAUAAGCAAAGUUCUGUCUCUGUUAUACACAGUAGUGACCCCAUUGGUUAACCCACUUAUUUACAGCCUUAGAAGUAAAGAUAUCAGAGAUGUCCUUCAAAGAAUAUUAAAUAGAUUACAUCAAGCACCUAGAGGGCAGAUUUAUUAA
Molecule: messenger RNA, 816 nt
Organism: Xenopus laevis (African clawed frog)
Lineage: Eukaryota; Metazoa; Chordata; Amphibia; Anura; Pipidae
Gene: or11l1.L
Product: olfactory receptor family 11 subfamily L member 1 L homeolog
Biological process (GO): detection of chemical stimulus involved in sensory perception of smell; G protein-coupled receptor signaling pathway; signal transduction
Cellular component (GO): membrane; plasma membrane
Molecular function (GO): G protein-coupled receptor activity; olfactory receptor activity
Source: RefSeq, marked provisional